CGCCGGCUGUGGGCGUCACCUUCCCCGUUGUAUGUGCGAGUCGACGCCAUUUCGUGUCCACUGGUUUCAAGGUGAUACAAUCAGCCUGCAGAGCCGGAUCUUUACCCACUCAAGUAAAAACAGCGUUGAAUUUUACUCAUUUUUAGUAUUAAGCUCCUGUUUUUGAAGCCACUUUUUUGAACGGCGGCGAAUCGUGUAUUAGAUGUCUCCACACGGUCACCGACUCAUAGCUCUCCGACGACCCUCUUCUCUCCAACAGACUCACACAGGCAGGCAGACCUCCACCGAGCCGAGUACAGACACAAUGGAUUGGUCGUCGUCCUCCGACUCCAGCCUGAUGGCCAGCAGCAACGUGACCAACAAGACCGACCCGCGCUCCCUCAACUCCCGCGUCUUCAUCGGCAACCUCAACACCCUGCUGGUCACCAAGGCCGACGUGGAGGCCAUCUUCUCCAAGUACGGCAAGGUCGUGGGCUGCUCCGUCCACAAGGGCUAUGCCUUCGUCCAGUACUCCAAUGAGAGGAACGCACGGGCCGCCGUGGCCGGCGAGGACGGACGCAUGAUCGUGGGACAGGUGCUAGAUAUCAACCUGGCAGGCGAGCCGAAACCUCACAGAUCGAAGACGGUGAAGCGUUCUGCGGGAGACAUGUACAGUUCAUCUCUUGACUUGGACUAUGACUUUCAAAGAGAUUACUACGAUAGGAUGUACUCGUACCAGUCCCGGGUGCCUCCCCCCCCCCCACCACUGUCCCGUGCCGUCAUCCCCUCGAAGCGUCCGAGGGUCAGUCUGAGCGGCGGAGGGAGCCGGCGGACCAAAACCAGCUUCUCCUCCUCCAAGAGCAGCCAGAGGUCCUCCCGUACGAUGAAGGUGGACGACCUGCAGACCAUCAAGAGAGAGCUCACGCAGAUCAAACACAAGGUGGACUACCUGCUGGAGAGCCUGGAGCGCAUGGAGAAGGACCACAGCAAGAAGUCGGAGAUGAAGAGCAAGCCGGAACCAGGCGAGGUGUCCUCCCUCAACUCCUCCACCUCCAGCAAGAAGGAUGACAGCCUGAAGCGCGACAGAGAGAGCCAGGAGCUGAACGACUCUGAGGACGAGGGAGAUCUGCUGGAGGACGACGACGAGAUGAAAAGCAGAGGGAGAGAGGAGGACGAGGAGGAGGAGGAGGGCGAGCAGGAGGAAGGAGAAGACGACGGCGAUAGCGCCAACGGAGACGACUCCUAAACACCACACAGGCACACACACAAGCACACACACACAUGCGCGUACACAAAACUUUUGUGUAUGAUUGUAUAUCUCCACACCAGACUCGUACACAGUGGUCAUGUGCUCAUAUCUGCUGAAUUGACUGGACAUUUCUACACAGUAUUGUAGAUAUUGCUCUCUCUCUCUCUCUCUCUCUCUCUCACGCACAUAUGCAAAUUCAUAAAACAUGUCAAGUAUUUGUUUCUGGAUUCUCCACUGUUUAUUUCAAAUUGCUAAUUUGAUGUUCGGAUUCUUUUUUUUUUGUUGUUUUGUUGUUAUUUACGUUUGUAUGGACAUUUUUUUUUUUCCGUUGGAUAAAUCCAAACUCUAAUAUGUGACAUUUAGACAACACUCAAGUUCAAUUGAGGAUAAACUUAACAUUUUCUAAUACUGUAUGUUUGAACUCAGGGCCGUUACACUAAAACAUAAAAGCAGUUAAGGCCCUGUUACUAUUUUACUUUAGAUUUUUUUUUUUCUCUUUUUUUUUAGACGACUGUGUUGAAUUGAUGCCCAGAUAUUAACGAAUUACCACCUGGCAGCGGCUGACGUUGCAAUAAAUUGGGAUUAAGAACAAAAUACCAGACAUGGCACUUACAGCCCCAGAAAUGUAAACAUUUUAAAUAUAUUCCGCAUCCAGCUGCUGUACAGCUGCCUCCCAGCCAGCAGGUGGCAGUGUAUCACAACAACUGGCCACAAUAGAGGCCACAAGGACUUAUUUCUGUUGAUCACAGAAAAUCUUCACCGUCUGCUCUUCAGAUAACAUGAGCGCAUACAAAGCGUCUCACCGGAUUGCACAAACGCUCGGAGAAAACCCCUCUCGCUCUGUAGAAUAUUUCUGUUUGUUGCUGAGGUUUUUUGCAACCUUACCUGACCUUGACUUGUGUAAUGCAGUGCUACUCCAUGAUUGUUUCCGAUGAUGUUUUUCUUUUUUUUUUUUUUUCUUCAUCCGACUGCACUGGUGAAAGUAAAUAAAACAUGUUUUCCAAGUUGAAA
Molecule: messenger RNA, 2239 nt
Organism: Acanthopagrus latus (yellowfin seabream)
Lineage: Eukaryota; Metazoa; Chordata; Actinopteri; Spariformes; Sparidae
Gene: hnrnpcb
Product: heterogeneous nuclear ribonucleoprotein C
Exons: 10
Coding region: 203-1225 (340 amino acids)
Cellular component (GO): nucleus
Molecular function (GO): RNA binding
Source: RefSeq, a predicted model, not a curated record